CGCCGCCUCGCCACUCGGCUCGCUUCCGCCUUUCCCCUCCAGCAAGCCGCCGCCGUCGUGGGGGGAACACGACGGGGAGAGGCGAAAGAGAGAUGGCGAAGUCGUGCAAGGGGUUGGCCAUGGAGCUCGUCAAGUGCCUCAGCGAGACUGAUUGCGUCAAGGUGCAGAAGAGGCCGUACAAGGAGUGCGCCGGGGAGAAGGUGCCCAACAUCACAAGUGAGUGCGUCGGACUGCGGGAGACCUACUUCAACUGCAAGAGGGGACAGGUUGACAUGCGAGCCCGGAUACGUGGGAACAAGGGAUACUAGCUGUGUUCCUGCAAUGUCCUCAACCAGUUUUGGUUUCUAGCCAUUCUUGUGAUUUGAGGUGUAAUGAUGUCACACUGUAGUUUGUCUGCAUUCUAAUAUUGAUGAGAAGCAAGGGUAGGUUCAAUUGAUGAGAAGCGCAUCUCAGUGCUGGCCUCUAACACAUCUUUUGGGGGGAAAAAGGUUGUUUCGUGCCAUAAUGUAGUCGGCCCCCAUUUUGUUUGUUAUAGAAGGCAGGAACUCGAAUCAGAUCACACGAGUUGUUCCACUUGAUGAGUGGAUUCAGUUGCUGAUGUGCAACGUUUUGUCUUUCCGGAGAGGUUGUUCCAUCAUACCCCAUAUGUUCAGGUGGUGUGGCCUGUUGUGCUGUCUUGUUCCCCCUGUACAAUGAACUGAAUCUCGGGACCCAUCUAGCGAGCUUGAUUUCUGGGACAGGCUUGAGAUCUUCUUGAAAUAAAGAUUUCGCAUCGGCUGUGUGCGUUAUGUGUUUCA
Messenger RNA from Panicum hallii, 797 nucleotides. Its product is annotated as cytochrome c oxidase assembly factor 5. The record is from RefSeq and is a predicted model, not a curated record. Gene Ontology annotation, biological process: mitochondrial respiratory chain complex IV assembly. Gene Ontology annotation, cellular component: mitochondrion. The coding region runs from base 93 to 308 and encodes 71 amino acids. NCBI's taxonomy places the organism in Eukaryota, Viridiplantae, Streptophyta, Magnoliopsida, Poales, Poaceae. The transcript has 3 exons.